AAAUUGUUAUAUUUUGUUUUAUGUAGAUAGGGAGAAACCAAAAGGCAACACACAUAUGAGGGACAAGACAACAAUUAAUCGCCUGCGCAUGUAUAAGAACUUUAAAGCAAAAAGAGAUCGUAGAGGAAAAAUAACUAUACCUGCUCCAUUUCAAACUACUCUGACAUCUGGAUCUGUUGCAAGAAUUGCACCUAAUCAAAAAUGGUUUGGAAAUACCAAAGUCAUUGGUCAGAAUGCCUUGCAGCGAUUUCAGGAGGCACUUGGAACGGCAUUGAAAGACCCUUAUCAAGUUGUAAUGAGGCAAACCAAACUACCCAUUACUUUGUUAAAUGAAAGGGCAAAGAACAAGCGUUUCCAUAUAUUGGAUACUGAAGGUUUUGAAACUACAUUUGGUCCCAAAGCUAUAAGGAAGAGACCCAUGCUGAAGACUUGCAAUUUAGAAGAAUUUGUGAAUGCUGCUGAAGAAUCUGCUGAAAAUUAUGAUGCAAGCAAAGAUAAAAAUCUAGUCACUGAGAAAGAAAGAAAAGAAGCAAAGGAAAUGAUUAUGUUAAAAGGGCAAUCAAAACGUUUGUGGAAUGAGUUGUAUAAAGUAAUUGACUCAUCAGAUGUUGUAAUUCAAGUUUUGGAUGCUCGGGAUCCUAUGGGUACUCGAUCAAAACACAUUGAAAAUUUUCUGCGCAAAGAAAAACCUCAUAAACAUCUUGUAUUUGUUUUAAAUAAAUGUGAUUUAGUUCCGACUUGGGUUGCUCAACGCUGGGUUACUAUCUUAUCUGCAGAAUAUCCGACUAUGGCAUUUCAUGCAAGCAUCACUAAUCCUUUUGGUAAAGGAGCAUUGAUUAAUUUAUUAAGACAGUUUGGGAAGCUCCAUGAAGACAAAAAACAGAUUAGUGUUGGAUUUAUUGGCUACCCAAAUGUUGGAAAAAGUUCUAUCAUUAACACUUUGAGGUCCAAAAAAGUUUGCAAUGUUGCUCCUAUUGCUGGUGAAACAAAGGUUUGGCAGUAUAUAACAUUGAUGCGAAGGAUAUAUCUGAUUGAUUGCCCUGGUGUAGUUUAUCCAACUGGUGACACUGAUACAGAAAUAGUUUUAAAAGGCGUGGUAAGAGUUGAAAACAUUCAGACACCAGAAGACCAUAUUCCAGAAGUUCUUGAAAGAGUGAAAAAAGAGUAUCUCCAGAAGACAUAUAAAGUUGAAUCUUGGACUGAUCCUGUGGACUUUCUUGAACAAUAUGCCAGGCGCAGUGGAAAACUUCUAAAGGGUGGUGAACCAGAUAUUUCAACUGUUGCUAAAAUGAUUUUGAAUGAUUUUCAAAGAGGGAAACUACCAUAUUUUGUAAAACCACCAGUAGAUGAGAAUAAGAAGGAAUCUAAUCAACAGGAAAUGACUCAGGCUGAAUCAAAUACAUCAUGUGAAAGUAAUUCAUCUGAAAAUAACAAAGAAGGAACAGAAAUUGAGAAAGGAACUACUGAAGUGGAUGCUAGUAAAGGUGGUAACUCUAUAAAGCUAAACCUGGAUGUCUCAGAACAGGAUUUUAGUGACCUAAAAGUAAAAUUUGAUUUUACUGAAGAUGAUGUUCAGCCUUUUGCUAAACCAAAAGAUGUAGAGAAUAGCAAAGAGGUUGAACAGAUUGUAGAAAAGGAAGUGGAAAAAGAUACAGUUGUUAAGAAAGUGCAUUUUAAUUUUGACGAAGGAGUUGAUGAAAAUAGUAAAGAAAUUUUAUGUCACAAAGAUGUAGAAAAUGCUGCAGAUAAAGCUACUAAAGAAGGUGUAGUACAGAAAAUACAUUUUGAUUUUGAUGAUGAUGUUUGUGAAAAUGCUGAAGUCUCGAGUCACGAAGAUAUAGACAAAACAACAGAUAAAGAUGUCAAAGAAGAUAUAGCUGUGAAGAAAGUGCAUUUUAAUCUUGAUGAUGAAGUCAAUGACAGUGAAGAAAUUUCAAAUCAGAAUAUUGCCAUGGAAAAAUGUGUAGGUCGUAAACCAACUAAGAAGAGGAAAAUUAUAGAAUCUGAUGAAGUUGAUCCACCAGGAAAAAAGAAAUUAACUGCCAAACAGAGGAGAAGACUAAUGAGAGCAGAAAAAAUAAAGAAAAUAGGAGUGCAUUUUUAUGACACAGCCAAUGUCAAAAACCGUAACAGAAGGAAAAGGCAAAGUUGAAAAGAAAAUAUAUUUUUACAUAUAAAUAAAAUUAUGUAAAUAUCUCAAUUUUUAACAAACUUUCUGUUGUGCCAUUAUUUAAUUUCCCAGAAUGCACUUUCCCCCCUUUAUAAUAUUAUUAUAUACAAAUGACACAUUUAAAGAACGAUAAAAUCAUUAGUAACAUUUCCCCACCAAUAUCCUAAAUAGAUUUAAAGCAUUGUUACUAACUGAUUAACUGACAGGUAACUGAUUAUCUGAAACUGAAUUUUUUAUUAUAACUGCUUUUGUCCUGUCUUAUGAACAUAUGGAGUGGAUAUGUAUAUAUUAAAGUCAUGAUAAAUCACUGUA
Messenger RNA from Stegodyphus dumicola, 2482 nucleotides. RefSeq names its product nucleostemin 2 (gene Ns2). Gene Ontology annotation, cellular component: nucleolus. Gene Ontology annotation, molecular function: GTP binding. The record is from RefSeq and is a predicted model, not a curated record. NCBI's taxonomy places the organism in Eukaryota, Metazoa, Arthropoda, Arachnida, Araneae, Eresidae.